GUUGCAAAACAAUCGGUGCUUUCAAAAAUGAAAGGACAUUCCUAAGGCAAAUUCAGUGAAUUAAGAUAUUCAUUCUAUUUUUCUGUAACUAAGUAAAAGGUCCAAAAUCAGUGCUACCACUAUAAUUAACAUUUUAAGAUGUUGCGAUUAUUUCAAUAUGAUUUUUUUUUGUCUGUUUCCAAAAGUGAACAAAUUGGAACAUUUUUCCAUGGAAAACAUUUGUUUCUGAAGGUUUAAUUGCCAAAGAAAUAGCCCCAAAUUGCAAGACUAUAUCAACCAAUUUCAGCGUGAUUCCAGAAAGUUUCCGUUGGUAUAUUGCUCAUGACAAAUCCGACAAAGCUGAAAAGAUCAUCAAAGAAAUAGCAGCAUAUAACAAACGUGAGCUAACUGAUAUUGCACACCAUCAGGAAAAGCCGAAAGAUACAAAGGAUAGAAAAUACACAUUUGUUGACUUGUUCAAAUCACGGAAGCUGAUUAUAAUCACCCUGCUAUCCGCUUUAAACUGGACAGGUCUAGGCCUUGUGUCAUAUGGCAUUGGUUUUGGUGUGCAAGCACUGUCUGGAAACCUUUUUUUUGAACUUCUUUCUCUAUUCUCUAGUCGGCAUUCCGUCGAAAGCAAUCGCUCUUUGGCUACAAAAUAGACGCACCAAACAAGGAUGCAUUAACAGAUGCGUUUGCCCUCUUAGCAAUUAUUGGUAUUAGUACAGCCUGGGGACCAGUACAGACAAUGACAAUUGAGGUUUAUCCGACGGUUGUCAGGACAAUCAGUUUUGGCAGUUUAAGUGUGAUGGCGAGAAUCGGUGCAAUGAUCGGGCCUCAGUUAGUCUAUAUGAAUAUGUACGUAGCUGGGAUACUGUAUUAUGUUUGUGGUGCUGUGGCUGUACUGUGUAUAACUGGAUGCCUAGGACUGCCAGAAACCAUGAAUUCAAUUCUAAAUGAUAAAAUAACAGAGGAAAACGAAAACCUUUCUUCUGAGGUUAACCAUAAAAAUGUUGCUGUGUAAUACAACACGCAUUAGCCUUUAUUUGCUUUAAAGUACUUUCAUUUAGGCAGGGAUACUUUGCAUUGUAUUUUUGUAACAGUUUUAUGAAGUUUCAUAUUUUCUUUCUCUGUACUGUAGCACAGAUUUUGAGAAAAAUGUAAUUAUAAUUGUUUGCACAACUUAUCAAUUACCUGUAUUGUGAUGAUUUUCGAAGUAGAUCAUAUAUAUCAUUCAAUGUUAAUUGAAACUAUAAUUAUAUACAAUAAUGGGAAUAUAUUCUCUAAUUAUGUAACGUUGUUUUUGAAAUAUAAGUAGUUUUAAGAGUAAUCUUCAAGGUACAAUAUGUAAAUACGUUUAAUUUUAAUUGGAUAGAGUUGAGUAAGAUACAAAUGUAGUGAUUACUUCAUAAAUACAGGAUAUUACAUGAGCGCAUUU
Mercenaria mercenaria is the source of this 1417-nucleotide messenger RNA. RefSeq lists its product as uncharacterized. The record is from RefSeq and is a predicted model, not a curated record. The coding region runs from base 728 to 1003 and encodes 91 amino acids. The transcript is spliced from 5 exons. NCBI's taxonomy places the organism in Eukaryota, Metazoa, Mollusca, Bivalvia, Venerida, Veneridae.